CCCCAUCUGUCACUUCCGGUGUUUGUUGACGGAAGUCAGUAAGUGGAGCGCCCAGACCUGCAGCGGAACUGUUGGGACAUCACAGAAAGUAAAAUUGUCUAGUCUUAUAAUUGACUUUCGUCGAACAUGGCUUACCAAUUGUAUAGGAAUACCACAUUAGGAAACAGUCUUCAGGAGAGUUUGGAUGAGCUAAUACAGUCUCAACAGAUUAACCCUCAGCUUGCUCUUCAAGUACUUUUGCAGUUUGACAAAGCUAUUAAUUCUGCAUUGGCCCAGCGAGUCAGGAACAGAGUCAACUUCAGGGGUUCAUUAAAUACAUACCGAUUUUGUGAUAAUGUCUGGACGUUCGUGUUGAAUGAUGUGGAGUUCAGAGAAGUGACUGACUUGGUGAAGGUGGAUAAAGUAAAAAUUGUAGCCUGUGAUGGAAAAAAUACUGGUUCAAACACUGCUGAGUGAACAAAACAAGACUUUUUUUAUUUAUGGUUCCUGAUGGUCUGCGGCCUUUCACACAAAUUCAUGGACACGACUGUUUAUUUCACUGAUACAUCUGGGGAAAGUUACAUAUGAGAUUUUGGUAGUUGAUCUCCCACUCACAUUCUAGUACACAGAAAGUUACUAUAAAAACUUUUUUUAAUGCAAGUAUGGAGUUGCCUUUUUUGUUUUUGAAAUAUGUUUAAUAAGCUUUUAUUUAAUAAACAUGCUAUAAAAAUAA
Pelobates fuscus (common spadefoot toad) is the source of this 712-nucleotide messenger RNA. It is a transcript of the gene GTF2A2, whose product is annotated as general transcription factor IIA subunit 2. Gene Ontology annotation, cellular component: transcription factor TFIIA complex. The transcript has 5 exons. The record is from RefSeq and is a predicted model, not a curated record. Gene Ontology annotation, biological process: transcription initiation at RNA polymerase II promoter; RNA polymerase II preinitiation complex assembly. Bases 127 to 456 code for a protein of 109 amino acids. Gene Ontology annotation, molecular function: TBP-class protein binding; RNA polymerase II general transcription initiation factor activity. Lineage: Eukaryota; Metazoa; Chordata; Amphibia; Anura; Pelobatidae.